GCUGACAGCUUAGGAGAGGCGUCGGAGGGGGUCGGGGCGCAUCCUGCUUCAUUAUGGCUUCACACCGUCGCUGUCUGACAGGACCAACCGCGGCCAGCUGAACGCGAAUAACUGCGCUGGUGCAGUCAACGGUAAAAUGUGCCGAACAGCUGACUGCCGGCGGCGCGCCGCGACAUAGCGCGCGGAACGCCGUUCCGCCCCGCAAAAGCGUACGGUUUCAUAUCGAUCACAUGCAAAGUGCGAGUUAAAAAUAAGCGCGGCCGACAUGAAUCACGCGUAUUCGGUCGUGCCGCAACCCCUUAUGCCCCCGUUGCACGGGGCGGCAGACAGGUCGCACCUCAGUUGUUCUUCCGCCCCAACUAGUCCUCACGCGCCCAGGACCAAACAGUCCGCCUUCAGGCGACACAUCAGGCACAAGUCGAGUCCUCCUAUCAACAGGGCAAAGUUGCCGCUGCUCAACGAUUGCGACUUCAACCCGUACGGAAAGCAGUCAGACCACUGGGCCGUCCGAGCGAGAAACAGCGCCAAUUCUAGGAUCGUCGCAGUUAAAGAUAACUACUACAGUGCGCCCUCUAGUGGAAACGUCAUACAUGUCGAAGAUCGGAACAUAAUUACAGUUGACACUACUCACAAUGAUGACCAGUUCUUCGUCAAGGUGAAUGCCAGUAGGUUUGCAAAAUGCAACACCAGGAGUACAAGUGAUAAGAGACAUCGGCAGAUAUAUCCUAAAGAUGAUGACUACACUCUACAAGAAGAAAGAACUUCUAAAUGCCACAUUUUUCAAAAAGAAACUGUGGUUCCUCAAAAAUGUGAAAGAGAAGAAGCAGAACCACCAUUCAUAAAAGAACAACACAUGAGAGCAGAUCUGCAUGAUGAAAUGGUAACUGAACCUGGUAGCACAAUGACUGAAUAUGGAGACAAUCCACAGAUAACACAUCACACAAAAACAGAAAAACAUAUCAUGGUCAGAAGUUCAGUAGAAGACUUGGCAAAAGAUGAAGAGGGUGACGCACAGCUUGAAGUGGAGGCAUACAGCACUGACAAUGCAAGUUUGAAAAGUGGACACUACACAAGUACUCGUUCUGUCGAAGUCCAGGUAUCCCCUUCACCACAGUAUCGCUUAAGGUUUCUACCAAUCUGUGGUUGUACUGCUGAUGAGAGUGAAUGGGAGUUUUGCCAGUGUUGUUUCAUCAUUAGACUGGUGGGUCGGUGGGCAUUCUCCCAGUGUGGUUUGGGAAUAUUAUUAGUGAUAUGGGCAUUGUUAGGGGCAGCUGCAUUCCACAGUACUGAAGGUCCGCAUGAAGAGCAACAGGCACUGGACCUGAUUGCAGCACGUAGUUGCUAUGAAAGACAGCUAUCUACAGAGCUACAGCACUUGGUGGGAGCAAAACAUACAGUCAAAGCGAUGGCUGGCACUGACCAGCCAUUGGAUCCUGCUUGGCAGGAAACUAUUAGUGCUUCCUUCAAAUCAUAUGAAAAUCGUAUGCUAGCAGCAGUGAAAGAGGGCUAUGGAGAAGGAGGUGGUGGUGGCCGGAUUUGGAGCUAUGCUGGUUGCCUGCUUUUUGCUGUAUCCCUUCUGACAACUUUGGGUUUUGGAGCACCUGUUCCUAGAACAACACUUGGGAGAAUUGCUGCAGUUAUCUUCUCUGCUAUUGGCAUUCCUUUACAUUUACUCCUAGUUCUUAAUAUUGGAAUGUUGGUUGCUGUGAAAUUACAGCAUUUGUCUAUGACUUGGCAGCGUGGGACAUCAUUUAUUGCUGCCAUGAUUGUCUGCUGCUUCACCUAUAAUGUGCAUCAAGAGGGCCGCUGCACUCCAAGUCAUCGAGAUGGUAUGGAUUGCACCAUACAUCGAGAAACUCAUUUCACUGCUCCUCGAUGGAUGAAGUUGUUCCCUGCUGCUGCAAUUGCAACUUAUUAUAUUUUUGGGGUGAUUGUGUUUGGCGCCGCCAGGUCACGCCCAUUUUCUGACUGCCUCCUGUUCCCAUUGGAUUUUACAGCCUCUGGAGGUGUGGGACUCACAUCAAGUACAGUUCGUACAUGUUAUGCUAUUUACCUGGAAGGAGCAGUUGUACUAGCGGCUAGCGCAGUAGCAGUGUGGCAGGUUUCUGCAACAAAGGGACUAACAAACCUUGGUCUAAAGUUGGGGCUGCUUACUAACUCUUGACCAAGCAAAGCACACUGCAGAUCAGCAAACAGCAUGGUACUGAAUGCAAAGGAGAGUAACAAUAUCAAACUAUUUUUGUGAUAUUUUUGAAACAAGUUAAAACAUUUGAAAAUUUUAAGAAGUAAUAUAGUAUUUAUAUAUUUAUAUGUUGUUUAAAUAUGUUGUAAAUGUGAUACUUGUUUUGAACUACUGAUUCUGAUCAUUUAAGAGAAAGAAAGGCAAUAUUCUAAAAUUUGUCACGGGUUAUCUGAUUAGUGCAUCACAGUGUAGCAAUGGUAGCUUGAAAGUUGCUGAAGAAAAUUUCAUUUUGCAGUACUUGAUUAUGGACCAUUUCUACUCAGUUAUACAAAGUAAACAUUUCAUUGGCUGAUAAUAUAAAGGAUUUUAUUUGUUUAUAGUGAUUUAAAAACUUUUGUAAGUAUGCCAGUGUACAGUUACUAUUGCUGUUACAUGAACUUAAAGUGUAAUCUUUAUGUAUUAUUUGUGCAGUUUCCCAUCAUUAAUAUGUAGAAUUCUUCAGGAUACUGCGCUAAAGUUUAACAAUAUUUCUGCAGUCCUAUUUCCAUGGUUUUAGUUUUAAAUAUUAUCCUUAUCAGAACCAUUACUUGUAUCUUUGAGUGAUAAUUUAUCACUUGUGCUGUUACAGUCUUCAUUAAUCACAGAGUUUGAUGAAUAUGAACUGAAUCUUCAUGUAAUGCACAUCAAAUGUUGACAGGACUUUUACCAUAAAUCAGUAAUAAAAGUUAUUGCCACAAUGCAUUGUAAAUUUCAUUUACACCACGGCUAAUGAGGCUAUAUUUUUGGAGAUACUACUGCUCUCAUUACUAGGAAUACUAGUUGCAGCAGAUCACAAAUUUAUCAUUUCUUGUACACUUUCUGACAAAUGAAAUUGUGCUAUAUUUCUAUCUUCUAAUAUUAUUUAAAUGCCAGGGUUUUAUUUUUACUUCUCUCUUUUUUUUAAUUUCUCUAAUGCUUCUCUUCUCCAACUUCCUUGAUCAACCUUCCUCUUUUCUGAUAGAUACUUGAGAACUCUGAUUCUACAUUGUAGCACAUAUUUAUUAAGAAAAUCAUGUAAAUUACAACUAUAUAAUUUUCAGUAAUUAAUAUAUCUAUAUCAACACUGGACAAAAGUAUUCGUUUGGUUUUAGUAGGUAUAAAUGAAAGACUGGACAUAUGGACAAUCAUGGAUGCUGUAAAAGGGAUAUGAAAUAAAUUUCAGAAAACAAAAUACAAGUGUUUCAGUAAUGAUACUUCAGACUCAACCAGCAUGCACAUGUGAUAGGUUACCUGUAUUUGAUAAAAUGAGUCUCUGACCUACAUAAUUUUCAAGAAAAAUUCUCUUUUUGCUAUUUGUCUCUAAUAACAAUUUUAUGCCUUUUUUUACUAUUUUGUGGUUAUUUGAUUUGUUUGUCUUUUCUUAAUACCAUUUUUUCUUUGCAGAAACUAUCAUAUCCACUCUUAAUAUGCUCAGUGUGGACAUCUUGUUCAUACCUGUUCAUUAAUAUUAUAUGUAAUAUACUAGAACACCAUGGACUCUGAAAGCUGCAAUUUCAAUGGUGGUGGUAUUUCUUUUCUUUAACUUUUAUACCAUCUUUAGAUUCUUUGUUUCAUUAAUGUAACAUCCUCCUACAAAAUAUGAAUAAUAAUCGUCUCAUCUCAUUAUUUGUUGCAACUGGCUUUCCAAUUAAUUUCCUUAUAUUCAUCCCCUAAUUCUGUUAGUUUUUCAAAGCACAACUUGAUUAUCGAAGUUCCAGUUUCAGUGAGAAAUUCACAAUGGGCUGCAGUUAUGUGUAUGAUGAUGAAAAUAUAAGAAGUGCUCAUCUGUGAUAAGAUGUACAAAAAGUAUAACAACUUGUUCAGUUUUUACACAAAGCCCCUAUUCAGAGCUAUGUUACACAAACCCCUGUCACUGGUAGUCGUCUCCCCUGCUUCCACUCCCUCUCCACCACUCUCCCUCUCCCCUUCCUCAUUCCUCUCCCUCCUGUGCAUGUGCAUGUACACUGUGAGGGAAGGUAGAGGCCCCUGGUCUGGUGUGCUUGCUGUGCUGCUGUUGUGACUGUUUUAGUAGCAGCUUUGUGUGUCUGUGAGCUGUUGUCGCUUCUGACAUACUCUCAUCAGCUGAUGGAAUUAAACUCACAUCAGUUUAGUUAUGCUGUAGACAUAUAUUCCUGGGUGGUAGGGUCUAAUUGCAGUAUCACUGUGAUCCAUAAGAGAAAAUAGCUUGCUUGACACAAUAACAAAAACUUGGAAACAGUCGGGAGUUUCACACGAAAACUAUGUAAUUACAGUAUCCACAUUUGUAAUGAUGAAAAAUCACAUUGCUGUUCUUUGUAGCACCAUCUGCUUUAUUGUUUCAAAUUUGCACUUGAUCACCUAAGGAAUUAAAAAUCUAAAAUGAACAAAAUUUUAUAAAGGGAAACAUGGUCCAUAUUACACUGUAAUAUUCUUAAUUAAUUGUGCGACUGGCCAAUUUUGACGUUUGUAUCAUUUCAAGCACACGUGGAUAACCAUCACAAUUUACCCACAUGUGCGUGAAAAUGACAUAAAUGUCAAAAUCAGCUGAACGCAUAAUUAAUAAAUAAUAUUAAAGCUUGUUACUGUCCUACAGUCCACCCCGAUAGCUGAGUGGUUAGUGCGGCAGGCUGUCACGCCAAGGUGGCCGGAUUCGAUUCCCGGCUGGGUCAGAGAUUUUCUCCGAUCAGGGACUGGGUGUUGUGUUGUCCUCAUUACCAUUUUAUCACCACCAGUGGAGGGCAAUGGGAAACCACCACUGGAAUUGCUUCCCUAGACGCUAAUGCGGUGGACCUCGCUGACGAGGCUUCCCCCAUGACAAGACCUGCUGUAAGGCAGAACACAAAGUUUUUUUUUUCUCCUACAGACCAUACGUUCCAUUACAACCAUUUUUAGAAGCUGCAAAAACAAAACUGUCUCCAAAUUAUUCUCUGUUAGCACAAUUACAAUGAAGCAACUCAUUUUGGGUCAACCCUGCCUUGUUCGUCUGAGAUAGGGUUCCCUAACACACUGAAAUGUCUGUCACUUGUCACAUCUGAGGCUGAAAUACAAAACAUUUUUCACACUAAAUUAGCCUGGGAAAGAGACAACUGUUAAGCUUCCAUCUCUCAAGUGGACUGUUGUCACCAAUAACUUUUUUUGCCGGUGUGACUGACACUCUCCUGGUAGCCUGAAAUAUUUAGUUACCACAAAAACAGAUUAACAUAUUAUUGCCAUGUUAUAAUUAUGUGAAUAAAACCUUCUCAGUUUUGAAGCCUAAUAAAUUCGGAUAAAAUUCUUGAGCGUUCGAUGGACAUAAUCAUUAGGAGUAAAACCACUGACUACUGGGGCUAGCACAGCUUUUCUACUUACGUAGCAAUGAUUGUGGUCUUUGGCACCAAUCUCUGAGGCUCCAAUCAGGCUAUGUAUGUGGAAAACCUGGCCAACCCCAGCAGUCAAUCAUUUUACUCCUGACAACAAUGGCGGAGAUGGCCAAUGAAAGCUCGAGAGUUUUAUUCGAAUUGACACAGCUUCCAAACAAAGAUUUUAUUGAGACAUUCUGCCAUGAAAGACUCAGAUACAUGUUAUAAUUUUGUUCUAGCUGAUCAGGAACUGAUAUUUCAUUGCUUAUUUGACACACAGCAUUUGAUGACCCUCCUCUAUCACAAACAGCCAGGGCAACCACAGAAAUGUCACUGUUCUAAGCAACAUCUUAUCUUUGGCUUUUCCUUUCUAUGAGAUGGAGACAGUGCUCUUUCAGCAUGUGUAGUAUCUACAGUUAAUAGACAAUAAUAUGAUAAUGCUGCCAAAAUAAACAGGCAUUUUGCAAUUUAAUGAAAUUUUCAUUUUCUGGACACAGGCCUUGCAUUAAACAAGGAAACUGAGUCUAUAGUAAUUUAAACAUACCUCUGUAUCUUCAGGCCCUGUAUUACAAUGAAUUUUCUGUUUGUUCACCCAUACGCCCUCCCUCCUCCCCUCCCAAAAAAAAAAAAGGACUGUUAGAAACUUCUAGCCUUCCAACACUUCAAUUGCAUCUCUGAAUGGUUCAAAAUAUCAAGAGUUCUUUUGCAGUGUUGUUGUCACAACCAGUAUGUUUUUCAGGGAUACCUCUCUCCAGAAGCAUUUCCACGAUUGUAUCAUACUGCCUAACUACAGACUAACAUUAAAAACAACCUGUUCCAAGUAGUUUCUAUUUCAUGCUUCAAGCUUUUCUGUAUCGAAUUCACACCACCAGCUUUCUGCAUGAAUUGGACAGUAUCUUUGGCAGUGCAGGUCAUGGAAUAAACCAUUGCAACCUCAUUUUUCAAAUUAUUAGUAUCCAAAAUGUGUAUAAGGGACUGAGUUCAAAACAUGAGUAAUAGAUGCAUGAUGUUGAAAGCAUUGCAGUACCUUGCUUGUAUUGUCACCUCAGUCAGUAACAAAUGGAAAUAUUAUUAAAAUGCUCAGGAUUCACUCAUAAGUUGAGUAAUGUUUCUUCUAUGUAGUUCUUAAUCAAAUUCCCCAGACUUUUUUUUCUCAGAAAAGUGAGUUGUCACCAGUACCAUAUUUUGCAGUGGCUAGUCUUGAUAAACAAACAGUGUACAAUAAAUAAAUAACACAUUUUCAGAUAUUUAUUGGUCCAUAUAUCCACUGCACAUCCACACACAUUCAUCCCUAUGGCAUGGAUAAUGCUGGAUGACAAACUCGCUCACAUUUCAUUGGCAUGGCUCAGUGUUUUGUGGUACUGUUGUAGCACAAGGCAAAAUGUUACAGACACCUACAUGUUCCAAUUCUGAACCAACAUUUGCAAAUCACUAACAUAAAAUACAAAAUCCUACACCUGACAGUAAUGUAAAUGGAUGAAGACAUCUGGCCACAUUUCUAUGCACCUUCUUAAUUACCAUACCUUUCACAUUCACGGGGGUUGGUAAUGUUGCAGACCUUACACUUUGUCAUGUUCUGUAGACAUAUGUCUUCAGAUGUGUGGUGGCAGAUCUGUGAGACAGGAGAGCAGAGCAGCACUUGACACAGUACACACAGGCAAAAUCCUUAUCAGUUGACUAAUGAAAAUUUCUCCCAAACAUUGUUAUGGCCACUGUCUUCUGCACUCAGGGUAUAUUCUUUUGAAUCAAGUUUCUGUUUCAGUGUCUCCUUCAUCUCACUUUCAGGUGCCAUGAUCAUACAGACAUCUACUGUCCAGCACUCGGGUAACUACAGUAGACAUAUGUCCAUUCAGUCAAGAGAUGCUCCAAUGAGCACAGAGGAAAUUGAGUGGAUUUGCUCCCAGCAUCCAAAGCACUGUAUUGACAUCUGCCAGACUCCUCUAAACUACAUGCACCAAGAAAUUUGAGCAAGCAUAAAUGUCAGGUGUGGACCUCUGUUUCCUACAUUCAUCUUAUAAAAUGCUGGUCCUGGAUUACAUUUUGCACAAAUAACCCAAAAAGCAGCUUCCAAAACACAUUUUACUAACCUUUAAUUGUGCCAGUCAAUGUUAAAAUUUAGAAGUCAUGAAAAUAAUCCUUUAAAAUGAUCAAAUGUGAAGUCUUGCAAGCAAGAAAAUGUUACACAUGACCCCAACACUGAAUGUUUUAAUGUGUAUUUCUUGUCUCUGCAGUUCAAGGGCAAUUAAUUAACUGCAUUUUUAUUGCUUACUUUUAUUGAUAUCCAACAGGAUUUUCUCAGUUCCUCUCUUUGCACAUUUAGAUUUUUAGUUUUCAGUGUCAGUCUAACAUUAUUGGUUUAUAAAUAAAAUUUAUCUUUUGUGAACACAACUUUUUCUUCCAUAGCAAAUGAUGUUUAGCAACAGGGGGACAUUAACCAGCAUUAUUGUUUUUCAUAUAACUUUGUUCGUUAGGAAGAUAAUGAACUGCAAUAUGUCUUUUUUUCUAAAAAAAAAGAAAAGAAAAAUCACCCUGUAUAUUUUAUUCAGUAAUCCACUUUAUGAAGUAAAUAUUGUUACCUUACUUUUGAAUUAACCACUUGGGUCACAUGACAUGUUCUCAAACUCACCACUUCAGUUGUAUCAAAAAUUGUUAUUUUAGAAUCUUUUUCUCUUCUGGGAUAAUUUUAUGCGGACUGCCAUGCUUGUGCAGGGCCUUUUUGAAGUGUUCAAUUUUCUUACUUCCAUUAUUGAGAAACUAAACAUAGUUUGACUUCUUUCCAUUCUCGAAUAGAUCCUCAGUGUAUUCUUUUGAGAUUUGGAUUCCAUACUCUUAUUUAUUUCUGCUUCAGGAGCAUAUCAAUACAGUUUUAUCAAACACUGAUGUAUUUCUUCUCAUGAAUUUUUCAUUUAUAUCUUUCUUAUAUGUGAUAAAUAGGAUUAGUAUGUUCCUUAUUUGUUUUACUUGCAUGUAGAAGUAUAUCUUCACUUACUGGCAGUUAACCAUUUACAGCUACUUUGUGGGUUAUUUGUUUGCCUUUUAAAUACUUUAUUCUUAAUAGUGCUUAUUCUGUCAACAAUGACUAGUAUAUCAAGAUAAGCACCUUACAGGUACGAAUCAAUGACUGUUUCAGUUCCUGAUUGUUCUGUAGUAUGACUUUGUUUCACUACUUUAUUCGAUUUGUGAAGUCAUUUGCCAGAAAUACUCCUCUGUCUCAGGAUUUCUAUAUAGUAUACCUAUUCAGACUGAUAUUUUCAAUGACAGUAGAUGGAAUUUUGGGACUUUGAUAAUCAAAAAUUCUGAAGCUACUCCUUUUACAGUUUUCUUUUUGCAUGUUUUUCUACUGUCACCCCUUGUCUAUCUUGAUCCUUCUGGUCUUUUUUCUUUUAAUUAAUUAUUGAAAUUUAAGUUUCUUAUGUGUAUUUAUGGCAGCAGUAUAUGAGGUAGGGAUUACAAGACUAUAUACACCUAAUUUAAUAUAAAAACACUCAAAAAGUUUCACUACUUGGAUGAUAAACCAUGUAUUCCAGUCGUCUCCGUACCAUUCAGAUGAAAAAAGUAUGCCUCAUUCAUUCAUUCAUUGUGUUCUGAACAUUCCAUCUUGAUGGAGAAUCUUUAGGGAUGUGGAAUGACUCAAGGUAUACAGUAGCCAAGGGAAACAACUUUUACAGACUGCAGAAAUAAGUAAAUUUUGUUAAAUUAGUAUACAUGCUAGUUUAACAUAGUAACAUAGAAUUACUUACAGAAAAUUGCAGCUUCCUCAAUUAUAAAGCUCUUUUUCUCCUAGCUUGAUAUUUACUUGACCACACUGAGAUUAGCAUACAACAGUUAUAAUGACUUUGGCGUGUUUACAAUUUAUAUUCCUCCUUGUCAUGCAGCUGACAGGAAUAUUCAAUCUAGGGACCUACACAAUCAGAUAAUUUGCAGAAGUAGAUGCUAAUAAAGUAUAUUAUUAAUUUUCUUUUGAAUUGAUGCAAAUUCCCAAUCUCUUGCUUAAUGCCAGUAAAAUCUUUGGUACCGCAAUACAGAACUUCACUGCAAUCCCUAGCCAAGGAGACAAAGCUUAUAUGGAUAUUAUAGUUGUAUUCAUGUAUUGGAAAGUAAUGGUAAGAAUUCCUCUGCUGCAUGUAUAUUAUAUACUUUACAGAGUAUUGCUAUUACUUAUAUCUGCUGAAUUAAAUAUUUCAUUGACCUUAGACAUUGUGCCAGAAGAUAAGUUCCUGAGAUAAUGGGGAAUGAAAGUGUAUAAAUAAAUCAACACUUUUGUGUUUCAGUCAACAUAAUAACAGAUAUAUCUAAGUGCAAAACAGGGCAGAUUGAGCUUCUUGAUACAUUUAUCUAAAUGUUACUCAAUUUUAGCUUGUUAUCCAGCUGCACACAUCAAAGGUCUUUUGUUAACUACUUGGUAUUGAUUUUACAAUAAAUGAAGAUGUAUUUCUAUUUUGUACAAUAAUAUUCCAACAAUGGACUAUUUUAUUAUUUUAAUUUUCUGUGGUCAUCAUUUGCGAUAGGUUGUAUUCACGCAUUUACGUUAACUGUAUUUUGGAUUUUAUAGAUGUUUAUAAAUGUUUUCCCUCUGAAUCGAAAGGACUCAGAAAUCAGAGCAACAGUUUAAUUUAUUGAAAUAAAUGGUUGUAGUUCUGCCAUAAGUUGCAUUAAGAAGUAUCUUUUUAAUUUCUUGAUGGUGGCUAGUUUCGGAAAUCUAUGUCCAUUUUCGUCAGGUUUUGCCUAUAUUGUCACACUUAUGAUGCAUAUGUUCUGAAGAUGGACAUAGGUUUCUGAAACUAGUCGCCAUCAAGAAAUAAAAAAGAUACUUCUUAAAGCAACUUAUGUCAGAUCUACAACCAGUUACUUCAGUUAUAAAACAAAUUGUGGAUCUAUUUUUCACUUGCAGCAUGCUGCAAGUUUGUAAAAAAAAAUUUAAUUUUUGUUGACAAGUUGUUAUUCAGGAUUAAAUACCAUUACUGUACCAGCAUUUCUCACUACAAGGAUAGUUAUAAGGAAGGUCAAUGGAUCUGUCAGCAAAUUCCUUGGGAAAAUGAGUGCAUAUUUUGAGAAACUGCCUGCUAGACACUAGUGUGGCCGAUAUGAGAGUCCUGCUGCAUUGUUUGGGGUCCUUAUCAAGCAGACUUGAGAUGUUGAAGAAAUUUGAUCACUCUAGAAUCAUAAUGGAUUAGUUUACUCUAUACAAUAGUAAAACAUUGAUGGUUAGUAAACUUAAAUGUGAAUUUUUUGGAAGUAGAUCAAUGUUAGUGCUGAAAAAUCCAGUUGAGUAACAAGUCUUGAAUUCAAUUAAGACAUCAAUCAGAGGAAAAAACUUAAACUGUCUUGCUGCAGCAACAUUGCGGGUGUGAAACAAAAACUAAGUUGUACAAAUAUGGAAAGAUGAACUGAACACUCUUUUCUUUAAUGCAAAUGCGUGAUAUUUGUCAGCUAGUGUGAGGAAACAACAGAAAACUUAAAAUAUGAUAGCCAGAGGGAAUUUCACCUGCGCUCUUUCUGCAAAUGACUCUAGCCCUAUAAAAACUGUACCACCUCACUUGAGUUCUGAACUGGACAUAGAUAGUAAAUGGAGAUUGUUAUAAUUAUACAAGCAGAUAAAAAUGAUUGUAUCUCUUGUCAUUUAGUCCAAGCUCCUGGUAUAUGCCACAGAAAUUAUGUAUUUGGUAGUGUCUUUCUGAUAAAAUUAAGACAUUGUGCAAAUGUUCUUUUUUGGGCCCAACAAAAAAUUAAUUUAUGAGAGUUACACAUUAAUUUUCUGUUUGAGGCCAUUUCUCAUAAUAUUUUAGCAUACAAUUUAUUUGUCUGUUGUUUUUGAUAUGUAAGAAUGGAAUCAUCUGAAUCAGGUAAUUUGUUUCUCAGAACUGAAAACUUUUUCCCACGUUCUUCUGGUGCAGUGUAAUAUCCCAUAGUUUUUUGGCGUGUUACGAGUACAUCAUAAGACCCUGAAGCCUGUGAUUUGAAAAAAAUUUGGAAAACCACUUCAUAUUUCUACCUCAUCUUAAUAGCUUGUACAAAUACCUAUAAUAAUGGAAAAAUGUGUGUAUUUCAGUUUUAAAUCAAUUACUAUGAUAUUACAUCUGUGUCCAACAUUCCAGAGGAAUAUUAUGUUUAUUCCCAUUGUUGAUUUGUCUCCACAUUUAUAGCUGAAGUGAAAAUUCGGUUUUCUGCACAAUAUUUUGAAUUGGUGUGCUUUUGUUUUUCUGUGUCAUUAUUUCAUAGAAUGCACAUUCCUUAGCUCUAGUGGAAGAGAUGAUGAGUGAGAUCUUAAUACAGUGAGUACCAGAUCCCAAGUAUUGUUGUAUAAGCAUUUGGGAUUGCAUAACCAACAAGUCUAUAAAGAUGCAACAUAUCAUACAACCUUAUAAAUAAGGAUGGAGGUUUCAAUUUAAGGAAGCCAAAACAUACCAUCAAUCAAUCAUUCUGAGAAAACCAUAAAAAGGCUCAGAAACACAAAUAAGUACAGUAGGAUAUUAUGAAACCCACCAGGCAUUUUAUCUCUCUUCCAGAAAGAUUGGUACAAAUACUUAAGUCGAGGUCAUGUACUUAAUAGCAGCAGAAUUUAGGUUAUGAAGUUCACAAGAAAACAAUUUUUGACAUUUCAGUGUCACAACUGAUUCAGUGCAAUCAAUUUAUUAGCCCUUGCUUAUCUAUUACAAUUGGCAACAACAUUAUUUAUUUAAUUUAUAAAUGUGAAUAUAUAAAAGUAUUCCUAAAUUAUAAGACACUGCGGCACAAUGUUCUGUUAAAUAUGCAGACUUUGUCUUAUGAAAACUUCCAGCUUAAAACCAAAAUAUACUUUAAUACUGACAGUACUCAACCAUUUAUUUGUGAUUUCAUGCAAUUCAAAUCAAUAUAAAAUCAUGAAACAGAAUUGCUACCAUUACUUACUACCAGGUGGCAAAAUUACAGUACUGGUGAUAACACACACAAAAGUGGAUACACUAGCCUAGCUUAUGGAGCUAGUACUUCCACCUUGACAUCGUAUGAGGCGAGUCCACAUCCUGCAUUCUGGGUGACCAACCCAUCCUUUUGAGAGAAUUUUAGCCUAUCCUGUGCAAGUUUCUUCCUCUCUGCAUAACUACAGCAACCUACAUCCAUUUUAACCUGCUUACUAUAUUCAAACUUUGGUCGCCCUCUACAUCUUUUAUUCUCUCCCCCCCCCCCCCCCCCCCCCCCUUCCUACUUCCACUUCCUUCUAUUACCAGACACAGACAGCUCCUCGUUUAUUAUUUGGUCUAUCUAAUCUUCAGCAUUCUUCUAUAGUACUGCAUUUCAAAAGCUUUUAUUCUCUUCUUGUCUGUUUCAUUUCUGUACAAGGGUACACUCCACACAAAUAUCUUUAGAAAAUACUAAUGUGUUUUCCCCCAUGUAGACCCUCCAUAUAAAACUUCCAGUUUUUCAGAUUUCCCUUCUUUGCACAGUACUGGCUUGCCAUCUGAGCUCUUGAUAUUUGUACAGGUGCUUCUAUUUUCUCCAAAGGUCUCGAUAAUAUUUCUAUCAUCUGCAUCUAACCUUCCCAUGUUGUUCUACAGCCUCACAUUUGUCUUCUAGCCAUUUCUGCUUAGUCCCUUUGCACUAUCUGCCAGUCUUAUUUUUUUAGGGUUUUGUAUUCUCUUUUGCCUGUUUUGUUGGCUGAAUUUUUAUAUUUUCUAUUUUCAUCAAUUAAAUUCUUUUUCCCCUUGAUAUCCAGGGACUUCUAGUAGGCCUUGCCUUUUUAUCUAUGUGAUUCUUUGCUGUUUUCACAAAGCAACCCAUUUGUCUUCUAUAGUGUUCCUUCACCCUGAUUCAGUCAAAUGUUGCCUAAUGAAUGCUCUGAAACACUCUACAACCUCUGGUUUCUUCAAAUUUAUACGGGUCCAAUCUCCAUAACGGCCUACAUUUUUGCAAUUUCUUUACUUGUAAUCUACAGCUCAUAAUCAAUAAAUUGGGGCCAGAGUCUUCAUCUGUCCCUCGAAAUGCCUUAUAGUUUAAAAUCUGGUUUAGAAAUUUCUGUCUUACCAUUAUAUAAUCAAUCUGUAACACUCCAGUUUCCCCAGAUCUCUUCCAUGUAUAAAAAUUUCUUUCACGAUUCUUAAACAAAAUAUUAACAAUAAUUUAAUUAUGCUCUGUACAAAAUUGUGCCAGGUGGGUUCCUGUUUCAUUCCUUAUCCUCAUCCCAUGUCCUCUUAUUAUUUUUUCUUGUCUUCCUUUUGCUACUACCAAAUUCUAGUCUCCUACCACAAUUAACUUUUGUCUCCCUUAACCAUCAGAAUAAAUUCAUUUACUUAAUCAUAUAUUUUUUUCAAUCUCUUCACCAUCAGCGAGUCUGGUUGGCAUAUUAACUUGUGAACUUUUAACAUUGCAGCAUGUCAGCAAUCGGGAAUAAUUUAAUGAUUACAAAGAAGCCAUUGCAAAUUGAAACGGGAGGUUGACCUAGGUUUUGGAGCAGAUAACCACGCCUUCUUCGGAACACACUGAAACUACAAACUGCCUAAAGAGGCAUGGUCCAACUGAAUCUUUAGGCAGUUUUUAGUUUUAGUGUGUUCCAAAGAAGGCGUGGUUAUCUGUGCCGAAACCUAGGUCAACCUCUGGUUUCAAUUUGCAAUUGAGGCAGAUUCUUUAUAAUCAUUAUGUCAAAUUUUACUGCUGUGGUGGGUGUUGGCUUCAUGUAUAUCUUGGCUAUGAUAAUGUGUUCACCAUGCUGUUCAUAGUAGUCUACCAGCAUUGUUGUUUUCUUAUUCAUUACUAGUUCUACUCCUGAACCUCAAAAUUUACCUUUUUAAAUUUCCUAACCUAUCUACCUGAUUAAGGGAUCUAGUAUUUCAUACCCAUGGACUGCCAGUUUUGUUAUUCCUGAUGACAUCAUUCUUAGUAGUCCCCCAAUCAGAGAUCCAAAUUAGGGCCUAUUUUACUUCUGGAAUAUUUUACAAAAGAGGAUGCCAUCAUUAUUAUGCCAUACAGUGGACUUGCAUUCCCUUGGGGCAAAAAUAAAAAUCUUCUGUAAUUUCUCCUUGCAUACAGCCACUUGCAGUGACAGUGCACCAGAACAAAGCCAUGUUGGCUAAUGUUAUGAAAUCAUAUCAGUAAAUGAUCCAAUUUGCUGCCUCUGCAAUUACUGAAAAGUUUGCAGCCAUUCUCCAGGAACCACUGGCUAGUUUGUGUUCUCCCAUUGUACUUGCACCUGCAGUACAGCAAUCUACGUCAUUGAGGCAUGCAAGCCACUUCGUCUUGGCACGGUCCCUGGUUCAUGGUCCACAGUUCUACAACAGUAUAUACUUUUACAUGCACAUUAUAAACCAUGUGUUCUUUUUUAUAUCAGCAGUACUGAAAUUUCAUAUCCUGAAUGUAAGUUUUGGCCAGAAAUCCUGUCUCACGAUUUUAUAAUUUUCUGUGUGCAUGUCCCUUUUGAUUCAAUACACUGGCAUUCUUCCUAUUGUAAAACUACCCACAAUACUCCACAAAGCUGUGAGAAUUGAAGCAGUACCUCAAAAUAAAAAUGGAAAUCAAAGUACUAAAUGAGGAAAUAUCAUACAGAGAGCAAUUUUGUCAUUAAUUUUGUAUUACAAAUAUAUUUGUGUUAAUUGAGUAUUGAGAUCUUGUCUCUAGUGACACAGUGAUACACACCAAGAUAAUUCAUUUAAAACAGGAAAUUGAAGUAUGCCAGCAUGAAAGUCUCCAAGGAGGUAACUGAUAUGUAAUUAGUAAAACAGAAAGGCAUACAUAUACAUCCCAGCAUAAAAUUGUUUUUCAAAUUAUGAUAAAAGCAGUAUCAUGAAAUUAAGUUCUGACACCUGCAAAGAUCACCAUAAACAGAAGGCCUUCUGCAUAUCUACCCAUUCUAAUGACUGUUCUACACUUUGCUACAGAACAGCCCUUUGUUUUUAGCCAAAGCUUCUUUUCAAUUAUUUUACGGUUAUCAUUAUUGAGUAAUCUGUAUUUGGUGAAAAUUCACAUUAUAAUAUUCAUGAAAUCAUUAACGUGAUGUUAAAGCAUGCUUCCAAAAGCAAUGCAGUCUUGUUGUAACAUGUUCUGUUCACUAGCUAGCUAUCAUUUUUUGUACAUUUGUAAUUUAUAUUUUAACUCAUCUUUCUGUGAUCACUUCUGACAAUAAACAGUUUUCACUCAG
Molecule: messenger RNA, 15622 nt
Organism: Schistocerca gregaria
Lineage: Eukaryota; Metazoa; Arthropoda; Insecta; Orthoptera; Acrididae
Exons: 4
Coding region: 266-2164 (632 amino acids)
Biological process (GO): stabilization of membrane potential; potassium ion transmembrane transport
Cellular component (GO): membrane
Molecular function (GO): potassium ion leak channel activity
Source: RefSeq, a predicted model, not a curated record